AUGCUCUUUCUUCUUUAUGCCACUGCAGCUCUUGCUGCUAGACCAAACCCAGACUGGGAAGAAUGUGACGACUGUCUGGUGAUUACCACUCCGUCAUCGCUAGCAGGCACUUUGACGUAUACUGGGCCAACAGAAGAGCCGUUGCCCGAGGAACCGACUACGGAAGAGCCAGUGGAACCGACAACUGAAGAGCCUGAGGAACCAACAACGGAAGAGCCAGAGGAGCCGACUACUGAUGGUCCCGAAGAACCAACUACCCAGGAACCAACCACUGAGACUCAGGAGCCUACUACUGAAACCUGGGACCCUCCUACUGAGGGUCCUACUGAGGGUCCUACUGAAGGUCCAGGUCCUACUGAAGGUCCAGGGGAAACCGAGAAUCCUCAACCAACUGAAGGUCCUGGUCCUGGCCCUGGUCCAACUCAGACUGAGGAGCCUGGUCCACCUCAGACUACCCAGGAACCAGUAACUGAGACACCCCAGGAGCCUGAAGGUCCUGAGGAACCCACAACUACCUCUCCUCCCACUGAUGCUGGUGAAACACCUCCAGUUACUCAGGGCCCUGAGGUUCCUCCAGAAACUACCGCUCCUAAUUGGUCUGUCUCUACCAUCACCAUCGUGGUCCCUCUGACUUCAGUUGAAGUAGUCACCAAAUGCUCUCCACAUGUUCUGCUGACGACCAAUGUGGCUACAAAGUCUACUACUUCUUACCUCACCGACUACCACACUUCCUAUACCACGUCGAAGUUCACUUAUACAUUCGACCCAGCUACCAGAACUGGCUUCAACUUCGAGAACGGCUCGUACGUGGAGAUCACCGAAAGCUGCUCUACCUCAAUCUAUUCGAAUGUUAAUACUGUCUAUUCAGUGAUCAUCUCGUCGUGGCUUGAGACUGCCGUUGGUUACUUCACCUCAUACUCAUGCGACGAGACCAGAUCUACUCGUACUUUUGAGGGUGUGAUCACCACUGAGACUACCGUUACUGUUCCAGGGGUGGCUCCAACUGGAAAUGGUGGUUCCAGUCCUACUGCCGAAGCUCCUGGCGUACCUGGCGUACCUGGUGUUCCUGAUACUCCUGGCACUGAUGGAGUUCCUGGCAUUGAUGGUACUCCCGGUACCCCUGGCAUUCCUGGUACCCCUGGAGUACCUGGAACACCAGGAAUCGCCGGCGCCACUGCUCCUGCUGCUUUACCCGCUACCUCAACGUCUGCUGCCCUUGACUGUCCUGUGGACACUACUACCGUCUACGUCCCUGAACCUCAGGUAUGUGCUUUUGCCAAUGGAGGAAGCUUGGUUUCUCCAAACAAGGCAAUUGCUGGUAUUUCCGUCCUUGGCGUUCUUUCGUUCUUCUUCUUCUAA
Messenger RNA from Candidozyma haemuli, 1359 nucleotides. RefSeq names its product adhesin RBT1 (gene RBT1). Bases 1 to 1359 code for a protein of 452 amino acids. The transcript has 2 exons. Lineage: Eukaryota; Fungi; Ascomycota; Pichiomycetes; Serinales; Metschnikowiaceae. The record is from RefSeq and is a predicted model, not a curated record.